Molecule: messenger RNA, 1235 nt
Organism: Serpula lacrymans var. lacrymans S7.9
Lineage: Eukaryota; Fungi; Basidiomycota; Agaricomycetes; Boletales; Serpulaceae
Exons: 4
Coding region: 570-875 (101 amino acids)
Source: RefSeq, a predicted model, not a curated record
GACGCGAGGUUCUACUUCGAAACAGCACAACAACAACAACCACAUUUUGGCAUGCUCUGGAAGACUGCAUGAGAUAAACAGAGAGGAAAGAGGUGUAAUACUACUGUACGUGGAAUAGCGUAAUUCAUAGAUCUAGACGUAUCAACGGUAUCGAUCGCAUCGAAUGGUUAUGUGUAAUAUGAGACCUAAAUUGGCGGACUGAUGAUUACACGCAAUGUCGAACGCUUUCCCCUCGUGCAUUACGGCUCUAAAGAUACACGGGCGAUUCGUUGCAACAACGUGGACAUUUGCCAAACUGGGAAUGCUCUAGUAUCUCGACAUCUGCAGCACUGCCUCUGUGCGUUCUCCUAAUUCAAGUACACAGGGCAUCACAUCCGGAGAUUCUUCAAGGAUCCAAGAUUGCCGUGCCAUAUAUCUCGUCAUCCAGCAUGAUCUCAUCGGUAAUAUCCGUUCCAGCAGAACUACAGCAAGGCUGAGCCCUGUUGAUGAAAUGCUGACAACACCGUUCUUGGACUCUGAUUUAAACAUGGACGGGUCCAAACUUUCUCUUCGCUUAAUUCUCUUACUACAUGAGGUACCCAAGCUCUUCAGUAUCUUCCUCAAUGACCAACUCGACAAAGUCUGUAUCUUCCUGCUCAUCACCAUCGUCCCCUCCCCCUCCGUCUCUUGUCGCUUUGCCUAGCAUGACGCAUUCGCUGGCUGCGUUGCCGACAAUGUCUUCGAUCCCAAGAGAUAUGCUUCACUACGGGAACACGGGAGCCCACAGUAAGGCGAAGCUUGAUUCAGCUCUGCAGAAGAAGCAGACUCAACCUCUCCCAGCCCAUGCACACUUAACACAGAAUGUCAGCAAUGAUUCCGAGUCCGAGACUGCGUAGCCAGAUCACUCAAUGGGUCAUAUAUAGAUGCAUGACAUUCGACGAACGCCCAGUCCGUCGUUCCAGGGCGGUGAAGACGGGCAUAUCACAGUCCGACCUAGACAACAGACGACCCGAAGAGACAGUACGCGAGAUCGAAGAUAAUAUGCCUCUGUUCCUGCCCACCGUCUAAAAACAGAGUCAGCGCUCGUUUCGCAUCGUGCCCUACUAGGGUGGGACCUUAAUGUCCUCAAGUCGAUGAUACAUUAAAAUUACCUUAAGGGAUGGGAUAAUCGGAAGGAAAGAAAAAUACUGCAGUUUGACUACUUAGUUACCGUACCUACAGAGAUGGUAUCGGUUUUAAUGCAAUGCAUUUCGACU